Vespula pensylvanica (western yellowjacket) is the source of this 3467-nucleotide messenger RNA. It is a transcript of the gene Gnf1, whose product is annotated as replication factor C subunit 1. The transcript is spliced from 16 exons. Gene Ontology annotation, biological process: DNA repair; DNA replication. Gene Ontology annotation, cellular component: nucleus; DNA replication factor C complex. The record is from RefSeq and is a predicted model, not a curated record. NCBI's taxonomy places the organism in Eukaryota, Metazoa, Arthropoda, Insecta, Hymenoptera, Vespidae. Gene Ontology annotation, molecular function: ATP hydrolysis activity; DNA clamp loader activity; ATP binding. The coding region runs from base 195 to 3272 and encodes 1025 amino acids.
UGCUUUCUUUAACCAAUAAGGUGUCUUAUUAAAAUGCCGCCAUAUCUGCAUUGUUUUGUUAAAUAACAUCUCACCGAAAUUUAUGUUGCAUAAUGAUACAUUGAGUUACAAUUGUUUUUUUUGUUUCUUUUGUUAAAAAUACGUGUAAUUAUAAUACUUAAUAUUUCAUUCUUCUUAUAUAUUAAUCGUUAACAAUGCCACGUGAUAUACGAUCUUAUUUCACUUGCACUACUAAAAAAUCUACGGAUCAAUCUACGGAUAAAUCUGCGAAUAAAUCUAUGGGUAAAUCUACUGUCAAAAAGAAAAAAAGAGCAAUAAUCUCGUCUGACGAAGAGGACACAAAGUCAUGUGCUGUGGUAAAACGUACCAAGUUGACAAAGAAAAUUAACAAGCAUCAUGUUUUAUCUGAUUCUGAUGACGAAGUUCAGAUAAACUCAAGUACUAAAAAUAAAAAGGCUGAAGUCCAACUGGUUAAUGAUGUAAAAAAUGUAUCUCAUAUCAAAAAUGAACCAGAAAACACAAUUUCACCAGCAGAAAUGUUUAGUAAAACAUCAGUGACAAGAGAAACAAUACCAAGAGUGAAGAAGAAGCCGAAGAAACAGGAGGCUAAAACUCACUUAGAUGACGAGUUUGAAUUUACAUUGAGCAAGUUAGAUACAACAAUAAUUGAAAAAGAAUACUUACAAAAUGUCGAUGAAGAUGAACCUCAAAACAAAGACGACCGGAAAGAUGAGAAAGAGAAGAAGCAUAAUAAGUCUGUCGAUGAUGAAAUAUCUUACAAAAAACAAGAUAUAAAACAAGGAGAUAAAUCUUCCAGUAAUAAAGAGUUUUCUUUCACCAAUGUAGAACAUAAUAUUGAUAAAAAAAUGAAAAACUCUCCUAAGAAAUCAUUGAAACGUUCUAAUCAUACUUCUACGAUAGAAAUUGAACCUAAAAGAUCGAGAAAAGAGAAUGCUAACAGUUCAAUAUCAGAUGAAUAUGAAGAAAGAAUUCAAAUGAAAAAACAAAAUUCAAUAUUAUAUCAGAAAUAUCUUCAAAGGGGUGGUGCAAGAAAUCCUGGCUCUAAAGAAGUUCCGCAGGGUGCAGAAUAUUGCUUAGCAGGUCUAAGUUUUGUAAUAACAGGUGUUUUGGAUUCCUUAGAAGAUAAUGAAGCUAAAGAAUUAAUUACAAAGUAUGGUGGUCGUAUUUUGCACCAAGUAUCGAAAAACACAGAUUAUCUCAUAGUAGGCGAAGAAUAUGGACCUGUAAAGAUGGCAAAGGCCAAUGAAUUAAAGAUAAAGAAAAUAUCCGAAGAUGACUUGUUGGAAUUAAUAAGAACAAGACCUAAAGGAAAAGCUGAAGAUGUAAAGCAAUCUCGUGCAAGAUCGAAAGAAAAACCAAUGUCAAAGGUAGAACCUUGUGUAAUGCCAAAACUGCACAAAACUAUGAAAGAAACAAUGGAACCUAUAAAAAGAACAGUGGAACCUGUAAAGGAAACAGCAGAACUUGUGAAUGAAACAGUAAAAUCUGUGAAAGAAACAGUAGAAUCCGUGAAAGAAACAGCAAAACCUGUGAAAAAUAUAGAGUCUUCAGUAACGAAACUAGAUACUGAAGUAGCGAAUAAUACUAUAAUAACGGAGAAUUGUGAAGCAUUAGUUGAUAAAUACAGACCAAAAACUAUGAAACAAAUAUUAGGACAACAAGGGGAUAAAAGUUCUGCAAAGAAGUUAUAUACUUGGUUAUUAAAUUGGCAUAAAAAUCAAAAUGGAACUAAGAAACAUAUUAAACCUAGUCCUUGGGCAAAAAAUGAUGAUGGAGCAUUUUUCAAAGCUGCUCUGUUAUCUGGAUCACCAGGUAUUGGUAAAACUACUACUGCUCAGGUUGUAUCUAAUGAAUUAGGUUUCGAUCUGUUAGAAUUUAAUGCUUCUGAUACAAGAAGUAAGAAACUUUUAAAAGAAGGAGUUUCUGAAAUUCUAUCGAAUACAACAAUAAAAACCUACUUCAGUAAUCAAAAAGGAGAAGAGAAAGCUAAGCAUGUAUUAUUAAUGGAUGAAGUUGAUGGUAUGGCUGGUAAUGAAGAUCGUGGAGGUUUGCAGGAAUUAGUCAGUUUAAUCAAAUCUACGGAUGUACCAAUAAUUUGUAUUUGCAAUGACCGAAACAAUCCGAAAAUGAGAACACUCUCCAAUUAUACAUUUGAUCUCAAAUUUCAAAAACCAAGAUUAGAGCAAAUUAGGGCGGCAAUGAAGUCAAUAUGUUAUAAAGAAAAUAUACAAAUAUCUACAGAACAACUUGAUCGCUUAAUUGAAUCAACUAAUCAAGAUAUUCGUCAAGUGAUUAAUCAUUUGUCAUUAGUCGAAAAAUCUGAUAUCGUAAAAAAGACAGAUAGUAAACCAAAUAAAGAUUUGAAAUUGGGUCCUUGGGACGUAGUGAAAAAGGUUUUAAGUUUCGAAGAGAACAAAAAUAUGAGUAUUAAUGAAAAAAGUGAUCUUUUCUUUCACGACUAUAAUAUAGCAUCGUUGUUUGUGCAAGAAAAUUAUCUUUCAGUUAUGCCUACAGCACCGAAAACUGAAUUAUUAGAAAGAGUCGCACAAGCUGCGGAGAGUAUAGCAUUAGGAGAUGACAUAGAAAAAGAAAUUCGAAGUAACAAUGCCUGGUCCCUUUUGCCAAUCCAAGCUUGUUUUUCUUCAGUUAUUCCUGGUAAUAUGAUGUCCGGAGAUAUAAAAAAUCAAAUUAAUUUUCCAUCCUGGCUUGGGUGUAACUCGAAAAAGAAUAAAUUUGAUAGAUUAUUGCAAGAGAUAACUGUACAUACUCGUUUAACUACUGGUGCGAGUAAGGAAGCUGUCAAUUUAGAUUAUUUAAAUCAUAUAAGAGAUGCAAUUAUUAGAUCUUUGGUUAACGGUGCUGAAGGAGUAGAUGAAGCAGUUAAAGUUAUGAACCAUUAUCAUUUGUUAAGAGAGGAUUUAGAUUCCUUAAAUGAAGUUUCUUUAUGGCCAGGACAACGUAAUUCACUUCAAGCUGUUGAUAGUAAGGUACUAGCAGCAUUUACUAGAACAUAUAACAAGAAAUCUGGUGGUGUACCUUAUACUAUUAAUAGCAGUAAAGUAAAAAAAUCUACAAUGGCUUCGCAAGAAAAUUUAGAAUUUGUAGAAGAUGAUAUAAAUUCAGAUGAGGAAGAAGAUAACAUCAAUACUGAUAAAAUGAUUAAGGCAAAAAAGCCAACGGCAAAAAAUACAAAAGAAACGGAAAAAAAAAGUAGUGAAAAACCUUCCACCAAACGUGGAAAAAAAAAAUAAUUUUUUAUAAGGAAAUAUAUGCAUGUAUUGUCAUGCGUAAUUACAUACUACAUAUAGUUGCUUUCUAUGAUUUAUUAAAGUAAAUGUUCUGUUCAAAGUACGAUUCAUGGCAAACAAGUACAAAUCUGUAAGACUUUUAAGUUAUAUGGUAUGUCUGUUCUGUUUUUCAUUAAAAACAUAUCUAGUUUCUACAUA